Messenger RNA from Gopherus flavomarginatus (Mexican gopher tortoise), 5166 nucleotides. RefSeq names its product gem nuclear organelle associated protein 5 (gene GEMIN5). Gene Ontology annotation, molecular function: protein binding. Bases 50 to 4609 code for a protein of 1519 amino acids. NCBI's taxonomy places the organism in Eukaryota, Metazoa, Chordata, Testudines, Testudinidae. The transcript has 28 exons. The record is from RefSeq and is a predicted model, not a curated record.
UGCCCGGUGGGGGAUGAGGCGAGCGUGACUGCGGGCGCUGCCUGGGGAGAUGGCGGCGGAGCGGGUGCUGCCCGCCUCCCCUAACUGGUACUGCAGCCGCUGCUGCGACACCUGCGGGGCCGGCCGCCUCUUCGGCUUCGGGGCCAGGAACAGCGUCUGCCUGCUGGAGAUCGGCGCCGCGCCCGCCUUCCACGGGGAACUUGUAGGCCAUACAGAAAGGGUUUCUGGUUUCACGUUUUGUCACUAUCCUGGUCAGAGCAACCUCUGUGCCAGCAGCUCUGAUGAUGGAACUGUGAAAAUCUGGGAUACGCAGACGCUGACUGUUGUGACUGAGCAUAUGCUGCAUCAGAAUACGAUCUCAGCCUUGCAUUGGUCAUCUCGUGUGAAAGAUUUGGUUGUGUCCGGUGAUGAGAAAGGGACAGUCAUUUGUUACUGGUAUAACAGAAAUGACAGCCAGCAGUUCUUCCCAGAGCCCAGAACUAUAUUCUGUCUAGCUUGUUCCCCGCAUCAUGAGAACUUGGUGGCCAUUGGCUAUAAAGAUGGCAUGGUGGUUAUAAUCGACAUCAGCAGGAAAAGAGAAGUUGUUCAUAGACUGAGAGGCCAUGAUGAUGAAAUUCACUCUCUGGCGUGGUGCCCUGUGGCUGGCGAAGAAGUGUUAUACAGUCGGCAAGAAGAGCUUCAAGAAGGCGAGGUUCCAAAUGGAGAGCUAAUGCAGGAGGCAGCUGUAACGAAAGGCUGUUACCUGGCAUCAGGAAGCAAAGAUCAGACCAUUCGAAUCUGGAGCUGCGCUAGAGGCAGAGGGGUGAUGACCCUGAAGUUGCCCACUCUGAAGAGAAGAAGUGGAGGUGUUGACCCCGCUAUUAAAGAGCGCAUUUGGCUGACUGUUCACUGGCCCUGUGGCCAUCCCACAGAAAUUGUAUCCAGCUGCUUUGGAGGUGAGCUGCUGCUAUGGGAUUUGACCCAAUCUGGGAAACGCAAGUGGACGCUUCUGGGAUCUUCUUCAGAAGGGCAAAAUCACACAAGGAUUGUGUUCAAUUUAUGUUCAGUGCAGGCACACGGGAGAGAGCUACUUCUUUCCAUUUCAAUGGACAGGGAUGUAAAGUGUUGGGACCUGACAACUUUAGAUUGCUGCUGGACUCUGCCUUCUCUCGGGGGCUUUGUCUACAGCCUGGCCUUCUCCCCCGUGGACACAGGCUGCCUUGCCAUAGGUGUUGGGGACAGCAUGAUCCGGGUGUGGAACACCUUGUCUCUGAGCAAUACUUACGAUGUGAAAACAUUCUGGCAGGGCAUCAAAUCCAAGGUCACAGCUCUAUCCUGGCAUCCGACUAAGGAAGGCUGCUUAGCCUUUGGAACAGACGAUGGCAAGGUUGGCAUGUACGACACCUACUCCAGCAACAUCAAAAAUAGGCCUCCUCAGAUCUCCAGCACCUAUCACAAGAAGACUGUGUACACAUUAGCCUGGGGACCUCCAAUUCCCCCUCUCUCUUUUGGAGGCGAUGGUGACAGGCCCUCUGUAACACUAUACAGCUGUGCAGGGGAAGGUAUUGUCUUACAGCACAAUCCUUUGAAGCUUAGUGGAGAGGCAAAUGACAUCAAUAAAGUCAUCAGAGACACUAAUUCAGUCAAAUACAAAUUGCCUGCACGCACUGAAAUCAGCUGGAAACCAGAUGGAAAAAUCUUGGCUCUUGGUAACGAAGAUGGAUCAAUUGAAAUAUUUCAGGCUCCUAACUUGAGAUUGCUCUGCACCAUCCAGCAACAUCAUAAACUGAUUAAUGCUAUUCGCUGGCAUCAUGAGCAUGGGACCCAGCCAGAGCUGAGCUACGUGGUAGCAUCAGGCUCAAUUAAUGCCAUCAUUUAUGUGCAUAACCUAAAGAGUGUCAUAGAGAGCUCUUCAAAAACCCCUGUGACGAUAACAGAGCCUUUUCGAACUUUGGUGGGGCACACGGCUAAAAUCACCAGUCUGUCAUGGAGCCCGCAUCACGAGGGGAGAUUAGUAUCUGCUUGCUAUGAUGGCACAGCACAGAUAUGGGAUGUUCUGAAGGAGGAGCCACUGUGCAAUUAUCGAGGGCACCGGGGCCGGCUGCUUUGUGUUCAGUGGUCACCAGUGGAUCCAGAUUCUGUUUAUACAGGAGCAGAUGACUUUUGUGUUCAUAAAUGGCUAACCUCAAAGCAGGAGUAUACCCGGCCCCCUCAAGGCAAAAAGAGCACAGACUUGGAGAAAAAAAGGAGCUCUCAGCCCAAACCCAAAGCUAAGAAGAAGAAAAAGCCCAUGGGGAAGGUUCCAGCAAAGCAGGAUGUGAGCGACACAGUGAAUGGCGAAGAGAUUGUAGACAAUUUGUUAGAUGAGAAUGGGAUAUCGGACCCUGAGGAAGAAAAGGAAGUGCAGGAGUUCUCUGACAAGGUCUCUCUGGCAGUUUCGAAGGAGCUCCUUUUGUGUCCACGUGUUUGUUCUGUGUCUGACCUGCCAAAACCUUUCAUGAACCAUAAAACCACUCCCGUGAAAAAGGAUCACCCUAAAGAGAAACCAGUCCCUGAUGCCUCUGUGAAGAAGAGAAAACCUCGGUCUAUCCUACCCAUCAGCACAUCUAUGGACCAGAGGUCGAAAGACGAAUUGCAUCAGGACUGCUUGAUGCUGGCUACAUGUCUAAGAUCCAAAGGCCUGAAUGAGGGUUUGGCCCCAGACUCAGGGGAUCACGUUCAUUUGGGGAUGUUUACAGAUAGAGCUGCACUGUACAGGAUGAUGGAGGUGGAAGGAAAAAACCACUUGGAGAAUGGGCACUCGGAGUUGUUUCAGCAGCUCAUGUUGUGGAAAGGAGAUCUGAAGGGCAUCCUCCAGUCAGCUGCUGAGCGGGGAGAGUUGACAGACCAGCUGGUAGCAAUGUCACCCAUGGCUGGCUAUCAGGCCUGGGUGUGGACAGUAGAAGUUUUCGCGAAACAGCUGUGCUUUCAGGAGCAGUAUGUCAAGGCUGCCUCCCAUCUCCUCUCCAUUCACAAAGUGUACGAGGCUGUGGAGCUACUGAAAACGAACCAUUUUUACAGGGAAGCGAUUGUAAUUGCCAAGGCCAGAUUGCGUCCAGAAGAUCCAGUCCUGAAGGAUCUCUACACCUGCUGGGCAGCAGUAUUGGAAAAAGAUGGUCAUUAUUCCACAGCAGCCAAAUGUUACCUGGGGGCUGCCUCUCCCUAUGAUGCAGUUAAAGUGCUGGCAAAAAAAGGGGAUGUGACAUCCCUUAAAACGGCUGCAGAGCUGGCUCAAAUAGUUGGAGAGAAGGAUCUGGCGACAAUGUUUUCUUUUCGGUGUGCUCAGGAGCUGCUAUCGGCCAGGAAUUGGGUGGGGGCACAGGAGGUCCUUCAGCAGCAGGAAAGCUUAUUGGGACAAAGACUAGUGUUCUGCCUUAACGAAUUGCUGUGCAAGUGCCUUAGCGAAAGGAACCCAGCUGAGCGGAAAAGCUGCUCCCUGCCCUGUUACCACAGCUGGGUGGUGAGGAACCAGGGCUCUUUCCUGGAGAUGGUGAGCGAGGUGUGGUGGAGCGUGUUUGGUGUGAAUACCACUCAACAAGCCAGGACUGUCUUUGAGCAGCUGCACAGUAUUGAGUAUCCUCCUGCCACCAGCAACACACAUCCCAAACAGCUCCUGUUCCAUAUCUCCCACGAUCUGACCCUAGCAGUGCUGAGCUAUGAGACAGCUGCAUGGAAUGAGGCAGUGAAGGCUAUUCUUGGAGCUGUGACCCGCAGCUAUGAUGCCGGGAACUUCAUUCUUAUGCAAGAAAUCUGCAAUCUCCUCCUUCCCAAAGGCUGUGAUCACCUGAGAGACAAUCUGGACAGCACAAACACUCAGAGCAUGGCGGCUUACAGAAGUUUAGAGGGCUUUGUGGCUUAUGGGCAGCUGUAUGAUCUAUGGUGGAACCUACCCAAGGAUUCCCUUGUCUCAGUACAGGCUGUGCUGGAUUCUGUGCCAUGUCCUAGUGAGCAGACAGCUGUUGACCAGAGCUACCUUACAGCUGUCUCUUCCCCUGAAGAAACUACUAAUCAAACUGAGAUGGAAGAAAACCUACCCAGCACAGACCAUAACAGCAGGACAGAAAGAAACAGAACAGCUAGCUUAAGUGAUUUGGGGGAGAGGCAGUUGAAACUGAAUAGCUAUAAAAUGCUCCUUUCCGAAGUGCAUGCUGCUUUGCAGAGCACCCAAAAGGAUAUAUCUGAGGUCCAGCAGACAUUGGCAGACAUGAUCCGCCAGCACCAGCGGAAUAACCUCCAGGAAAGCAUAAAAGACGGCGUGCAGGAAAGCAAGAUGCAUGUGAGCUCCGAGAUCGAAUCGGAUGGGCUGGUGCCCCCAAGCAGCCAGUGUAAAGAAGCAGCAAAGGAACCAGUUUCCCUGCCUGAGCUGAUGAAACAGCUCACAGAGGCAAACCAGAAAUUAGCAGAAUUUCCAGAGAGUUUAAAGGUCUUCCCUUUCCCAGAUGUGCUGGAGUGUGGCCUUGUGCUACUUCACAUUGGAUCCCAGUGCCCCACAGAGCUGAGUCCAGAACUGCAGCAACAGGCCUUGGACCUGGUUAGGAAAUACAGCAGAGCUAAAGUUUAUGAAAAAAUCUGCAGGAAGUUCUUAACGUGAAGUUAUAUUCAAGCCUGGGCAGCCUGAGUUACCAGCAGCUGCUCCAAGCCAGGGCUGUACUGUUCUUUUUGAAGUGAAGAACUGUCUCUGGUCACCAUACUUUGGAGAAUGCUUUGUUCUAGAAAAUGGAGUACCAAAAAUCAAGUAUACAGACUGACUCCCACUGUCAGUUACUAAUGACCCCUUACAGCUGCAUACUUGAUACUAUGCUUGUAAAAGUGGAAAGCUAGGGCCCUUUGCCUUUAAUAUAUACAUCUUGUCUAAAUUAACUUUUUUCCUAAAAAUGUGUGUGGGGGGAAAUUAUGCCAGAGGAGCCCUUGAAUUUACAUACACAUUUGUAACCAAAUUAGAGAGCUACAGCCACACUUUGGCAGUAAAAAAGGUAGUAGUUGCUAUCUAACUAAAGACCAGCAACUUGAUUUAAUAUUAAGCAACCUACUAAACCCAGUUUGUCUUGGGCACAUGAGGAUUUUGGUUUGGUUUGGUUUGGUUUAUUUUGGUGGGGAGUGGGUUGGGGGUGUUUUGCUCUCUCUCUAAAUAAAAGUCUUACAUUUUGA